AUGUACCUACGAUUUCAUAUUCUGAUUUUUGUAGUGGUUGUGAGAGCGUUGAUAAUAAACACGCCGUGUGUACCACAGAUGUAUGUGAUUGAUGAAGAUGUGAUGUUUGAGCAUGAAGCGAUGGGUGAAUUUGCGGAUGUAGUGAGCCUUCACAAGUGUUAUGAAGAGAUGGGUGAGUUGAGGAAGAAUGUUUAUGGUGUUCGUGUCAAAGCGGAGUGUUAUGUGUACUCGACACAGAUGCACAUCCACACGGAGAGGCGGAACAUCUCGCGAUGUGGGCAUUGCAUGUCACUUGUUGGUCCAUCGUUGAUAGCGACGCAGUGUAUGAUAGCGGGGUAUUACACUGUAGACGAGCAGUAUGCGACUGCGAUGAAUGCGGAGGGGCGGUUGUCGUACAUUGUAUUUCUUAACAAGGAAAGUGUCAAGCGGAUGUCAUCAGGAACGGCAUUCAAAGCAACGGAAGCAACAGCGUCGUACACGUCGUGCAAUUACGCGACAUUUCCCGUGUUGACAGUGCUUGCCACAAACUCAACACACACCAAAUUAGUUGUGUACAACACAAAUGAGCGUGUUGUGUCGAUCAGCAACGGGACUGUAUCAUCGGACAUUGAUGGUGAUGGCUAUUUCACGCUGCAAACAGCAGAAAACAGAACGAUAGAGAAGGUGUGUGUGACUUCAUUUGAAGGGCAGCGCACCUGCUUCAGUGCAGUCACAACAACACCGAGAAACACGUACGUUGCGUUGUCUCGAUACACCCCACCACUUGAAAACAAGACGUGCGAAUUUCUGCCACAACUGAUUGCUUUCUCAACAACAACAAACUACUCCUUUGUGUCAGCACCUUUCAGAUACAAAAUAGCCGCAUUGCAUCUCACCCCACCUAUCAAUUCAAAUU
Molecule: messenger RNA, 895 nt
Organism: Entamoeba invadens IP1
Lineage: Eukaryota; Evosea; Mastigamoebida; Endamoebidae
Exons: 1
Source: RefSeq, a predicted model, not a curated record